Messenger RNA from Exophiala viscosa, 1270 nucleotides. RefSeq lists its product as uncharacterized. The record is from RefSeq and is a predicted model, not a curated record. The coding region runs from base 1 to 1119 and encodes 372 amino acids. The transcript has 2 exons. Lineage: Eukaryota; Fungi; Ascomycota; Eurotiomycetes; Chaetothyriales; Herpotrichiellaceae.
AUGAGGAGCCCUUGGGUUGAAGAAGGCACCCAGACAAGUCCGCCCUCCGCUCGCCAUGGACAUGCAGAGGUCGCUUUCGCCCAUAUGAGGGAGACAGCCUAUGAGAUGCAGCUUGUUGCUGAGCUACUUCCCCAAUGGCAGGACGAGGCAAGACGACUGUGGCCUGGUUCGCGUGCCAACCAGUACCUCGACGUUAUCGCACAUAGCGUUGGUCGGCGGGCGGCUAGCCCUGCCAUCAGCGCGAUCGAGUAUAUGGAGCUCCUGGAGCAGCCAGACGUGGCCCAGUACCUUCGCACAGAUCAGAAGUGCAGGAAUGCGUAUGUGAUCGACACCAGCGAAGCACUCCGCCCGUGCCUGCAAGCAUCUCCGCCCCUGAUGCCGAUCGUCGUUCGUGACUACGUCGUCGGCGUGUUAGAGUAUCGCCAAUUCCUCCUGAAUAAGCCAAAGGUGGAGGUGCACGAUCUAGGGCUCAAGGUUCCUGCUAACGGACCUCCUCGAACCACCCACAUCAAGCCCGGCAAACUAUUCAAGCGGAUGGACAAGGCUGGUAAUGCUCCAGUGAACUUUCUGAACCUGGCGGGCAUCGCCCCCAAUCCUGUUCCUAGGGCAUUGGACGGACUUCACGACUACGACAUUCCCUGGAACAUCCGAGAAUAUGACGAGGCCGGCAAGGCCGCGAAGGAACGGGUGAGGGACCUAACCAACGGUACCCGCUUUACGUUGUAUUCGACCAACAAGUUAGUCCACCUGGCCCACCGAGAUAAAGGUGGGGUCAUCACUGCUGUUCGAGUCCACCACGGGAAGAAGUUGUGGAUUCUAUACCCCUACCUAGCGCCCGAUGACAUAUCAGAAUGGCAGCAAUCCGAUGAGCCUACCCCCAAACCGAAUCCAAUCGCUCUGGUGCCGAAGCCAGGAGACACAUUGAUUAUGCCUCAAGGCCAAUUCCACGAGGUCAUGUCGCUGGAGGAAUCUUUGCUCACGGGCAUCAAGAUAUGGGAUUCCCGGACCCUAGUGCACGUUUGUAAAGCCAUUUUGGAAGAGCACACGCUUCCGGGGAUCACCAAUAAAGACCUGGAGUAUGAGUGUCUUGAGAAGCUCCGCGUGUGUGAGGGUGAAUGAGCGAGGACAUUGAAGCAGGGUGGCGGGUACUGGACAUUUAGUGAUCAAGCGGCACUGCGGCAGUUUUCCAAGUUGCUCAGGCAAGUGCGAAGCAUCGCUCCGACAAAAGCGUCGAGCCAAGAUCCAUCGGCAUUGGAAUCGGAAUCGAUAC